AUUUUGAUAAUAUUAAUUUAAAAACAUCAGAAAGAAAAAUGGGUUGCAACGCAUCUAACGCGAAAAAGGACAAGAAUGCGACUAAGAAGCCAGGACAGACCAGGGGUCCAAACAAGGCUAAUAGCAUGUCUAAGAAGACCCCAGGAGGAGCUGGACCAGGAAUGAAACCAGCUGCCAAGAGCAGUGGUGCUCCUGCUGAGCCAUUGGCUAAACCAGAGACCACAACUACUAAGAAUGAAGCUACCGUUAAGAGCGAUAAUAGAGCUCCAUCUGAAGCCAAGAAGAAGGAAGAGCCUAAGAAGGCUGUAGCAUCAGCUUCAGAGGAUGAUUCUGAAGAUAAUGAUAGCGCUUCUGACUCAUCAGACGCCGAUGAAAAUGAAAGCUCUGAUCAAAGCUCAGAUUUGGACUCAGAAGAAGAUAAAUAACUCUUAUUAAUAAGCCCUUUUAUUA
Moneuplotes crassus is the source of this 450-nucleotide messenger RNA. Lineage: Eukaryota; Ciliophora; Spirotrichea; Euplotida; Euplotidae. The record is from the annotation of a GenBank genome assembly.